This is a messenger RNA of Colletotrichum navitas, 1056 nucleotides long. Its product is annotated as Frag1/DRAM/Sfk1 family protein. The coding region runs from base 132 to 887 and encodes 251 amino acids. The transcript has 3 exons. NCBI's taxonomy places the organism in Eukaryota, Fungi, Ascomycota, Sordariomycetes, Glomerellales, Glomerellaceae. The record is from RefSeq and is a predicted model, not a curated record. Gene Ontology annotation, cellular component: plasma membrane.
UGGAAGCGGCCUGUGCCACACUUCCUCUUUUGCGGGUUGCUUUACUGAAGUCAUUCCCGUCUGAUAAAAUUCAAUAGGCAAUAACACCCGUUAUUUCUGAAUACGGCAGUACCAUAUCGCGUCGUGCCAAAAUGAGGAUAUUAUCAUACUGGAUCUUCCCCAUUAUAUCAGGCCUCGUCUGGCUUGGCAUGCUCCUCGGCAUGCUCCUCUACUGGAUCAUCGACACGAACCGCGUCGUCUACCCGUCCAUGACCCCCCCGCAAACCAUCGCCUACAUCAGCGACGUCGGCGCCUACUACCUCAAGCCCCUUUUCAUCACGGGCUGCGUAAUCACCGCCAUUUUUCUCGACCUCUCCUUCUUCUCCGACCGCUGGCUCCGUCACCGCGGCCGCCUCGUGCCCAACACAUCGACUGGCGAGAAGGUCCUGUACGGCUUCACCAUCUUCUUUGCGCUCGUCGGAACCGUCGGCCUCGUUUGCCUCAGCAUCUUCGAUACCUACCGCCACAAGAACCUCCACCUCCUGUUCCUACUGUUGUUCAUGGCCGGCUACCUGCUGUCCGCCAUCUUCAUCUGCUGGGAGUACCAACGCCUCGGCAUUAAGUACCCCGAGCACCCCAGCCUCGCGAUCUCAUUUUGGAUUAAGCUCGUCUUCAUCAUCGUCGAGGUCGCGCUAGCCGUCGCCUUCAUCGUCUGCAACUUCAGGGAGACUUACAACACCGCCGCUGUCCUCGAGUGGGUCGUCGCCUUCAUCUUCUCGUUCUACGUCUUUUCCUUCACCGUCGACCUGUUGCCCGCGGCCAGGACGAGGAACAAGGCGAACCGGUUCCAGAAGCCGGGGAGCAUGCGCGAGUGGAACGCUGGUCAGCCUGGCCAGCCGCGUUUUUAGCUGUGCUGGCUGUGAUGCUACUUAUAGAAGCGAAGAAUUAUAAUGUGAAAGGCCAAGCGGGGCAGGGGUCCACGGAGUUGUGUACAAAGCUUCACCAAAAUCAUGAUUAAUGGAACGGGGGUGCGAAACGCACCAGCAUACUAGGGGGACGUUAUGAGAAGCCGGUGUU